UUGGACUUCUGACAAAGCGGCAUCUUAAACUGAAGAACCUCUGUGGUUGGAAUUAGGUUAAUUGGGUUUCUUAAAGGACACACUUUUUUUGUUCCCUUUUAUCUCCCUCACAAAAACUUAUGAAGAUAAGGGAUCAAUUCCAUUUUUGUAGCAGCUUCUUCAGUGACAAGCCCGUGGCUUGAGAGGAGAGAUAGAGAUGAUUUAGACACCUGCAUCAGGGUGUGUAACAUUACAGUAUCAUCGGACACGAGAGACAUACAGUGAGAGAGAGAAAGAGAGAAAAAGCAUGGGGAGACACUACUGUGGAACUGCUUUCUAAUGUUGGUAGUUGUUUUCAAGGAAUGCUAGUGAUAAGAGGAAUUUUUUAAACAAAGGAUAUACUGAUUAUUCUCGCUUCUAUUUCAGGGACCAUUGCAGAGACAACAUGAGGUCCAAAGGUGAUGGAAUAGAAAGCCCAGCAAAUGGAGUUCUUGUUGUCCCCCACGCAAUUCACGAGCUCAGAGAAGAGCAGGAGGAGGAUAUGAAAGUGCAGGUCACUGAAAUAAGUAUCAAGGCUAAAGUUCAACAGAAGAAAAAGGAGGAGAUGCUUACAUCAGAAAAUGAGGAUAAAUCCACAAUGAAAGAUAAUCAAAGAUUAGGCCUGAAGGAUCUGUCCAAAGAUGACCUUCUGAAGCUGCUUGAAAUCAUGGAGGGUGAGAUCCAGGGUUUAGAGGAUGUGAUCAGAGUGCUCAAGUCUGGCCUUAGCUGCCCAGGAAGGCUUGAGUCUUAUUACAGCUCAGCAUGUCCAACCAAACCCCUGAAAGCGCUGCAGAGAGAUAGACUUCUUAUCAACAACCACACACUCCAUGAAGAUGUGUAUGAAAAGCCCAUGGCAGAGUUGGACAGGCUUCAGAAUAAGCACAAGGAGGCAUAUCGACGAAUGCUGGAGCAGUUAUUACUGGCUGAGAAAUGUCAUCGCCGUGUUGUUCAUGAGCUGGAUGUGGAGAAACACAAGCACGUAGACUACAUGAACAAGAGUGAUGAUUUCACCAACCUGCUGGAACAAGAGAGAGAAAGACUUAAGCAGCUUUUAAAACAAGAAAAAGCCUAUCAACUACGAAAAGAAAAGGAACACUCAAAGCAACUGGAAAAGGUUCGUGGAGAGCUGAACAAGGUAAAAUCUUUUGCACUUAUGCUGGUUGAUGAACAACAACUUCAACUAGAGCAAAUUGACCAGCAAAGCCAGCAAAUUCAAGACCUUCUCAAAAAACUUCAGGAGAAAGAGCAGAAGCUAAGUGAAGUUGAGAUCGAAGCGAAAGAAGAUAAACAGAAGCUUAUGAACCUUGGGGUUGAGUUUGAGGUCAAGAAUUCGAACUUUGCACAACGGUAUGAUGAGAUGACAGCUAAACUUGCAAGCCAAGAGAGUCAGUACCAGCAGAUGUGCCAGAAACAAGCAACAUUGUCUCAGAAAAUUGAGGAGCUAGAAGAGACAAAUGCAAUUCUCCAGAAAUCAGCAGAGGAGCUGCAGGAGCUGAGAGACAAAAUCAGCAAGGGUCAGUGUGGCAAAUCGAGCUUGAUGGCACAGUUAGAGAACUUGCAAAAGAUAGUCUUGGAGAUGGAGGGAAAGGAUGAGGAGCUCACUAAAACCGAGAAUAAAUGCAGUGAGCUAAAAAGGAAGCUACAAGUUGAGGAGAUAAACAACAAGGAGUUAAAGUUGGAGGUAGAAAAAUUGCAAAAGAGGAUGAUGGAGCUGCAGAAAUUAGAGGCAGCGUUUAACAUGGGGAGGACUGAAUGUGCUAGGCUGCAAGGUGCACUGGAUAAAGAAAAGGGCCUGGCAAAACAACUGGAAGAUGAGCUGAUGACAGUUAAAAUUCGCAUGAAAGAGGUGGAAUCAUCUGAACUGAAACUGGAAAAGACAGAGCUGCUCCUAAAAGAGGAGCUAAUAAAGCUCAAGUCUGUCACCGUGAUGAUGGUCAGUGAGCACAAAGAUGUGGCAGAGAGAGUAAGAUCUGAGGAAAAGAAGAGAGAGGAACUGGAGAAAUUGUUUAAAGCAGAACAGGAGAAGGUUAUGGUAGUUACUGAGAGGUUGAUAGAGGAAAGUAAAAGGCUUCUAAAAUUGAAAUCAGAGAUGGAGGAAAAAAUAACUACCUUGGUCAAAGAGAAAAAUGAACUUAAGGAAAAACUUAGUACUGAGAAAGAGAGAUAUAAAGGAUUGAGUCCCAAGGUUUGUAUAAUAAAACACAUUGGUGAUGAGGUGAAAGAAGAAGGCAAGGGGUCUACAAAUCAGGUUUUAAACAAAGAUGUUGGCAACCUUUCAAAUUCCAGGACAAACGAUGAGAAAAUUAUAGAACUGACUAGAGAAAUUGAAAUAUUAAGGAAACGUCUUAAACAGCUUGAGGUUGUAGAGGGAGAUCUGAUCAAGACAGAGGAUGAGUAUGAUAUGUUGGAGAAAAAGUUCAAAAGUGAGCAAGAAAGGGCAAACUCCCUUUCAAAGCAGGUAGAGGAAAUGAGGAAUAAGAUAGCUUUGAGUAAGGUACUAGAGAGAGAAGAGACAGUUGGUCAAGAAUUGGAGUUAAGGAGACGGUGCAAGUUGGAAGAAACCAAAAAUAAAGACCUGCAAGCAGACGUUCAAGCUCUCAAGGAAAAGAUUCAUGAGCUUAUGAACAAGGAGGACCAGCUUUCACAAAUACAAGUAAAAUACUCUGUUCUACAGCAAAAGUUUCUUGAGCAGGAGGACAAGAGAAAGAGUAUGAGCAACGAAGUUCUUAAUCUUACUAAGGAACUGGAGAUUACCAAGCGCUACAGUCGUGCCUUAAGACCAAAUAGCAAUGGUAGAAGAAUGAUAGAUGUUCCAAUGACAUCAACAGGUGUGCAGACUGACAUUGGCAAAACUGAGGCAGGGGAUGAUGAUGAUGACACACCUGCAGUGUUUAUCAAAAAGUCUGUCCAAGAAGAGAACCACAUCAUGAACAGCCUUCGACAGAGAAGCCUUAAGAAACCUCCUGAAAGGCCAUCAGUCAGGGAGCUCUAUCCCCCACCAGCAAAUGACCUUACAUUAAAGAAAUCUUGGAUACCUUGGAUGAAGAAAAAAGAAAAUCAUGCUUCAGAAAAGCCACUGCAUAUUAGUGAGGAAAUUACACAUUCUGAAAUUAAAAUGACCCAGAAGCAAGGCCAACCAUUACACAUUCGACUGACUCCGGACCACCAGAACAGCAGGACAACUCUAGAGAUUGGCAGCUCCCCUGCAGAAAAUAACUUUAGCACUGCAAUACCCACUCCCUCAUGUGGUGCUCAGAAGCCACAAAUAACAAUCAUUCCUUCCACUGCUAUUUCACCAAAUCCAAAAGAGCUAAAAUGUCAAGAGAGAGAAAAAUCUCCAUUGACCAUCACAGCUAUCUCAAGAGCAAAGUCCCCAGAAAGCAUCAAGAUCCCAUCUAUUAACAGACCAACAUCACCAAUAUCCCUUAUACCAGUCAGCAAUUCUAGCUUAGCACAUACAUCCAGCUCCCCAGAGUCUCAGGGAAUGAUUACCGAGCGGGCAGUAUUUAAAGUGACUCCUGAAAAACGAAUGGUGCCCGCACCAAUUAAAAAGUGUAACACAAAUGCUAAUAUCAUUACCACUGAGGACAAUAAGAUUCACAUUCACUUAGGCUCACAAGUCAAAAAGCCUUUUGAAAACAACAGUUCUAUGGUCAUGGUCAGAGCUGACAAUGUUGCAAAUGGAGGCAAAGAACUUUCUACAGGUACUGUGCUACGCUCACCGCGUCAUUCAACGAUUAGUAAACAAGCAUCAAGCAAAGUAACAAGCAGCCUCACCAUUACACAAGUCACCCCUGCACCACCAAGGCCAACACUUUCUGUACAGCCUAUUGUGGACCCUCAACCAUCUCGAUCUGGGCUCACUCGCAUUCCCAUGUCUCGUGGCAUGAAAACUGGGAAGGCUGUACUAGGAGCUUUGGGAAUUCCUAGUAAUGUGAAGAUGGAAGCAAAGACAGAAGGCCAGUCCAUGCGUAUUGAGCUGAAGAAACCAUCUAUCAGCAGUGCAACCCUUCAGAAUAGUGGAAAGAGCUAACUAAGCAAAGAAUGAUAGAGAAAAAAAAGACCCUUUCAGACUAAACAGACUGUGUAUAAACAAUAAUCUUCUCUAUAAGAUACAUUUUGCUCUAAAAAGUUUGUUAUAUGUCAUUGUUACUUAUGUAGCACAAAAUGUAGGCAAACAGCUUUAAACGUCUGGUUCUUAUCAGAGUGUCGCUUGCAGUGCUGUUGCUAUGAAGGUAGUCAAAAAAGGGUGCCACAUAAGGAAUUUAUAUGUUUUGUAUAUGGUUUGGUCAAUAUUAAACAGGCAAAGCUUUUUAAUAUGAAAUGUUUUUAUUAUUGUUUAUACGAAAACUAAGUAAAUGUUUUACAUAAAGUCUGUUCAGAUGUUCCGGUUUACUUGUUUUAUUGUCUCAGGUUUUAAAAAAGAUGCAGACAAAUAACUUGUCCCACAUGCUUGUUAAACAUGAAUGGUUACAAUUCUUUAUGAAAAUAAAUGAAUUUCCAUUACAGAAGUAAUUUAGUUCAUGUAAGCAUAAUGCUAAUACUCACUUCCUCUCUUAAGUACCUGCCAGGAAACUGAUAAUGAGAGUCUAAAGCUACGUUUACACUGGU
Clarias gariepinus (North African catfish) is the source of this 4629-nucleotide messenger RNA. RefSeq names its product filamin-A-interacting protein 1. NCBI's taxonomy places the organism in Eukaryota, Metazoa, Chordata, Actinopteri, Siluriformes, Clariidae. The transcript is spliced from 6 exons. Bases 425 to 4051 code for a protein of 1208 amino acids. The record is from RefSeq and is a predicted model, not a curated record.